Molecule: messenger RNA, 580 nt
Organism: Carica papaya (papaya)
Lineage: Eukaryota; Viridiplantae; Streptophyta; Magnoliopsida; Brassicales; Caricaceae
Source: RefSeq, a predicted model, not a curated record
AACCUCUCUCAUCAUUUCCCUUCUUCCUCUUCCUCCUUCUCCCUCAUCCACUUCCUUUCCUCUCUAUCAACAUUACAAUGUCAAGAAAAGCAAGCAAGCGAGUCAGUUUUAGCCCAGACAUCAGCGAUAAGCUCAAACAUGGAGGCAGUCAUACUGGACGAAGAAGAAAGAGAGUCAUCGUUGCCAUUUUCAGUUUCAGUCUACCAAGAACUUCAAGAUUCUCACCACAAACAUUGCUGAGACGCCUAGGUGCUAAAAUGGUGAGAGCACUACGCUUUGUUUCCAUAAACAGGAGUUCACGUAAAGUUUCUUCUUCCAACUUAGCAAGGUCGAGAUCACUAGCUGAAUCCAUCGACUCUCAUCGAGCAGAAGCUAUAGAGGACUGCAUCGAGUUCUUGAAUUCUUCUUCUUCUUCUUUGUCAAGGUCAAACUCCGUCUCUACGUGUUCUUGUUAGCUGUCCUUCCUGGGAAAUUAAUGCUUGUACAUGAGAUUUUUUUUUUCUUUUUCAGUUUCUGGUUUGAUUGAUUGUCUGAGAGUUUGUGUUUAAAUAUAGAAAAUACAUGGAUGAUUAUCAGCACA